AAAUAUGUGCAAUAUCCUUAUAUUUAUUUACCACCUACAUCUCAGUACAUCCCGACAUCUAAUUCUAUUCAAUUCUACUCUAUUCUAUUCUAUUCUAUUCAUCUGUAGUGCAACUGUAUACAAUUUAUUAUACAAUAUACAAUUUAUUUAUACUUGUAUCCGUAAGCAUACUUGGCAAUAAAGCUGUUCUGAUUCUGAUUCAUUCAUUUAUCCAUCCAUCCAUCCAUCUAUUUAUCCAUCUAUCCCUCCAUCCUCCAUCCAUCCAUUUAUUAAUUUUUUCCAUCUAUCUAUCCAUCCAUCCAUCCAUUCAUUUGUACCUUUGUAUAUACAAAUGUUUACUUAAAAAAUAUACUUUUUAAAUAUAAUUUGUAAAACCAUAAAAACAAAACUUAAAAAGUAUAGGUUUCAUGAAGAAAGCGUGACAACUACCUCAGUGUAACUUAUCCUGUAAAAUCUAACCUAUGUUUUUCUAAGCACCGGUAACAAAAGAGUUCAACUUCACUUUCUUUUUAUUGCAAAGCGCAUUUACCAAUAAUGGCACGAUUUAGAAAUCGAAAUAAGCUUGUUGACCCUUAGUCCCGCCCAUCUAUCACAUCUAGCCUCCCCAUUGGAGAACGUUAGCGUCCAUCACAUUGUGUCUAGCAGCGCGACGUUACGCCGUGGCGUCAUAUCCUCCUCACCGCGUCGUUUGAAGUAACGUUAGAUGGUAAAGUUUAUGUCUACACCGAUGACAAUCAGAUUUUCACGCAUUUGUUAGAUUAGUCAAGUAGCAAAAUUGAAACUUCAGAACAGUCGUAUUUGAAUUAAAUAACUUGUUUCGACUGUUAAACCCUCUAUCGUGGACUUUGACAGUUUUUAAAAGCGACCGGCUGCUCAAAAUACUGUAAACAACGAAGAUCUCAGGCGAAUUUAUAGCUUCUGUGCUACACAACGCUUCGAUAUAUGCACACAUGUGAUCGUUUAAAGUACGACAUGUAUGUGUUUUGCUACUCUACAUGUUAGGAAGGGCUCAGUUGUAAUCACUAACAGCAGUGAUGUCUGUGAGUUUGACUCCUGAGCAGCAGCGGAGGAUAGAAGAGCAGAGACAGCGAGCUCUGGCGAUAAGAGCCGAGAAACAGGCUCAACUGACACUUGGAUCUGCCCAAAACAAACAGACAGGUACCACAGGAGGCCCAGCAAAGAACAGCCAGCUGUUUUCAUCUGAUCGGGCACAUCUAGGGGCCCCUGGGCAAGGUGCAAGACAGACUCAGCUCAUAGACAUCAAAGGACCCUGUACAAAGCCAACGUCCAGUCCUGCUUCUGCAACUCAAAGCUUUUAUGGACAGACGAACAAACCGACCACAGGAGAAAAGCGACCAUCUAAACCCCCUGAAGCAGGAGGAAGUAUCCCUGCAAAGAAGCCGGCGGUGUCCGUGAAAGGGAAAUGUGUGCCGCACUCAGAAAAUCGUUUCAGAGUGGAGGUCGGCUACCAUGCGGACCUCAUUACUGUGUUCAAAACCAUUCCCUCUAAGAACUAUGAUCCUGCUACAAGGAUGUGGAACUUCAGCCUUGAGGACUACCAGAUGCUGAUGGAGCAGGCAGCGAGUUUACCCACCGUCUCUCUCAAACCUCUGGAUGGGAUGGAAGGGCUAAAUAUUUCAGCGUCCACCAGUCGGCCCAAAGACGCAGCAGCCCUGGCCGCUCUGAUGAGGCUCUGUCAGGGUUGGCAGAAACCAGGUGCCACGGUAAAGGGAAAGUGCAUUUUAGUGUCUCGCUGUCGGUUUGAGGUGGAGAUUGGAUACCAGGGUGAUGUUAUUGAAAUCUUCAAGAAAAUGCCAUCCAGAAAUUAUGACAUGAAGACCAGAAAGUGGAGCUUCCUUCUGGAGGACUACGGAAAGCUCAUGGCAGAACUGAGCGAGAUGCCUACGGUGGAGAUUGAGCCUUUACCUCCCGCUGUGCUGCAGUCCUUCUCCUCUCAGUUUGAGAAGAGUGAGUCCAGAGCUCCAGUCCCUCCUGAAGCCGAUCUCUCACACGUGGAUCCACAGCUCACACGCAGCCUCAUGCCCUUCCAGAGAGACGGGGUCAAUUUUGCAGUGUCCAAAGACGGUCGUUUGCUCCUGGCUGAUGAUAUGGGCCUGGGAAAGACGGUCCAGGCUAUCUGCAUCGCUGCCUAUUAUAGGAGUGAGUGGCCUCUGCUAGUGGUUGCCCCGUCCUCAGUGCGCUUCACAUGGGCUGAGGCUUUCCGCCGAUGGCUGCCAUCCGUCAGAGCCGACAGCAUUAAUGUGGUGGUUACAGGCAGGGACAGCCUUCGCUCCGGCCUCAUCAAUAUCAUCAGCUACGACCUGCUCAACAAGAUGGACAAAAAGCAGCCGUCCAGCCCUUUCAGUGUCAUCAUUAUGGAUGAGUCUCACUUCCUGAAGAACAUGAAAACGGCUCGCUGUCGGGCGGCUCUACCUCUGCUGAAGACAGCUAAAAGAGUGAUCCUGCUGUCAGGAACGCCUGCCAUGUCUAGACCUGCUGAGCUCUACACUCAGAUCCUGGCUGUGAGGCCUUCCCUGUUUCCACGCUUCCAUGACUUCGGCACACGCUACUGUGAUGCCAACCAGCUGCCGUGGGGUUGGGAUUACUCCGGCUCGUCUAAUCUGAGCGAACUGAAGCUGCUGCUGGAGGAGUCUCUUAUGCUCCGACGCCUCAAAUCAGAGGUGCUCUCGCAGCUUCCCGCCAAACAGCGUAAGGUGGUUACAGUGACGACAGACGGCAUCAACUCCCGCACCAAAGCUGCCCUCAACGCCGCGGCCAAAGAGCUCGCCAAAGGAUAUCACAACAAGUCACAAGAGAAGGAAGCGCUCCUGGUUUUCUUCAACCACACAGCAGAGGCCAAGAUCAGAGCCAUCAUGGAGUACAUCACAGACAUGCUGGAGUGCGGACGAGAGAAGUUUCUGGUGUUUGCUCAUCACAGACUGGUGCUGGACAGUAUAACCAAAGAACUUGGUGAGAAGGGAAUCAGUUACAUUCGUAUCGACGGAUCGACGCCGUCGGCGGACCGUCAGCAGCUGUGUGACAGAUUCCAGUCGUCACAGAAGAGCUGCGUGGCUGUUCUGUCCAUCACCGCCGCUAACAUGGGGCUCACGCUGCACUCGGCCGACCUCGUGGUGUUCGCCGAGCUCUUCUGGAACCCCGGAGUCCUGAUUCAAGCGGAGGACCGCGUGCACAGGAUCGGGCAGACCAGCAAUGUGGACAUUCAUUACCUGGUCGCUAAAGGCACAGCAGACGAUCACCUUUGGCCCAUGAUACAGGAGAAAAUGAAUGUUUUGGAGCAGGUCGGUUUGUCUGAAUCCAACAUUUCAGAGAAUGCAGAAUCUGCCAGCUUUCACAGCAAGGAUCCUCAGCAGCUGACCAUCACUGAGAUGUUCCAGAGGUCCUUUGAUGAGGAGGAGAUGCUUGCUUUAAUUGAUCAAGAUCAAUGAUUGUACAGAUUUCAUACAUUUUCCUGAUCCCCUGAAAUACAGAAGACAAACGUUUCAACACAUUUACAUCACAAGUUAAAGUUGCAAGAAAGUUUAUUUAUCACUCCAGUAUAACGUUAUUGACUUGAAUUCAUCUGUUAUGUGUGUGUAACCAAUCACUGACUCUUGAGACAUGGGACAAAAAAGAGAACAGAGCUGUAAUAAAUAAAAGCCAAUGCACAAAGGAAUUAUUUCUGAUUAAUCCGUCUCAUUUAUGCUCGGAUGCAACAAGCUGCUUCUAUUUUUUUCAGUUUUUCCCCUCACUGCACUUCACUGCAUCAACACCAGCAGAUAAUCAACUCCAUCUACUGAAGAAAAUCUGAUUAUGUUGACAGUAUUUUGCAUUAUGUUUUCUGGUUUCUAAAAUGAGUGAAAUGAUCUGAAAAUCUAUGUUUCCUUAGAAUCUGACCAAUAAUGUCAAAGUGGAAAAAUUUCCAAAACUGAUUUUGUGUCAUGUCUGAAGGAUCAGUGGAUGAACUUGUUCUUGACAUGUGCA
Messenger RNA from Labeo rohita (rohu), 3981 nucleotides. It is a transcript of the gene smarcal1, whose product is annotated as SWI/SNF related, matrix associated, actin dependent regulator of chromatin, subfamily a-like 1. The record is from RefSeq and is a predicted model, not a curated record. The transcript is spliced from 18 exons. Gene Ontology annotation, biological process: DNA repair; replication fork processing. Gene Ontology annotation, molecular function: ATP binding; ATP-dependent chromatin remodeler activity. Lineage: Eukaryota; Metazoa; Chordata; Actinopteri; Cypriniformes; Cyprinidae. Gene Ontology annotation, cellular component: nuclear replication fork. Bases 1035 to 3446 code for a protein of 803 amino acids.